Molecule: messenger RNA, 2366 nt
Organism: Notechis scutatus (mainland tiger snake)
Lineage: Eukaryota; Metazoa; Chordata; Lepidosauria; Squamata; Elapidae
Gene: DONSON
Product: DNA replication fork stabilization factor DONSON
Biological process (GO): nuclear DNA replication
Cellular component (GO): nucleus
Source: RefSeq, a predicted model, not a curated record
GAGCGGCAUGUGUUCCGUGGUUCCCGGUUAUUCUCCUGGCUUUAAGAAGCCGCCGGAGAUACUGCGCUUGAAGAGGAAGAGGUCUCGGAGAAGCGAAACGGUCGCGCUGUCCGGAGAGAUUUCGUCCGCGGCAACCCCCAAGGACUUGCCUGUUCCCCCUCGGCUCUGUCCGGGGAGCCGGCGGCGCAACCCCUUCACGAACGUGGGAAACACGGCUCGUCUCCUGCCGGAACCCAGUCGGGUUCAGUCUUCUACCCGGAAACUUGCAGAAGUGGAGUGGUUAGUGGCGAGGAAGGACGUACCCAGCAGAUCCGAGAAGCAGUUUUUAAAAAGUCAUGACAAAGAUGGGUCCACACGGAAGGAAGAACUUUCUGAAAUAGCAACUUUUGAAACACAGAUCCAAGACUCUAGUCUGGCCAUUUCCAAUACUGAUGUUCUUUCUUCAUCAAGUUUUGAAUUUCCUGCAGACUGGAGUAUUAAAACUCGUCUACUAGUCACUUCUUCUCAGUCAUUUGCAUGGGCAGAUCACUUAAAAGCUCAAGAAGAAUCCCAAGGAUAUAUCCAGCAUUGUAGAGCAACAUUAAUAAACUUACCCCAAAGUAUCCAGGAGCCAAAACUUUCCACAGAACUCCGAUGUGCUUUCCAGCAAAAUCUAGUAUAUUGGCUUCACCCAUUCUUCCCAUGGCUUCCACUUUUUCCUCGAAUUGGAGCUGACAGAAAAAUGGUUGGAAAAAAUCAUCCUUGUGCCUUUAAUGAAGAACUCCAACAGGUAUUCAUGAGUGAAUGGUCUCUCAGUUUUACCUCUCUUUAUAACUUGUUGAGAGCCAAGCUGUGUCCCUAUUUCUAUGUUUGCACUUAUCAAUUCACUGUACUGUUCCGUGCAGCAGGACUUGCUGGAAGUGAUGUGAUCACUGCAUUAAUUUCUCCCACAACCAAAGGGUUAAGGGAAGCCAUGAAAAACGAAGGUAUUGAAUUUGAUUUACCGUUGCGAGGAAAUAGACAAAAAAAAUUCAAUGGUGCACCUUCUCCUUUAGAAACCGAAGCUGAAAAAGAUACUGAAAUAAUGGGCAAUGAAAUUGAAGAAGAAUUGGAAAUGACUGGUGAUGGCAGUGAUGACGAUGACGACGAUGGACUUUUAUGGUUGGUGGAAAUGGGAGUUGAAGACAAAAUUAAAAAACCAGACACAAUUUCUGCCAAAUUCUGCAAAGAAAAAAAUGAGAUGAAAUUGGAUCACCGGCCUGAAUCUGUAGUGUUAGUAAAAGGGACAAAUACAUUCACUUUGCUGAACUUCUUGAUCAAUUGUAAAAGUUUAGUGGCUUCUGCAGGGCCUCAGGCUGGCAUCCCUCCAACACUGCUGUCUCCAGUUGCUUUUAGAGGCGCAACAAUGCAGACACUCAAGGCCCGAAGUAUAAAUGUGAGAACACAAGCCCGUUCACAUUAUAAAAAUCUAUUUAGCUUGGAGAUUGUGGGCCCCAUCAUGCCCCAUUGUCUCCAUUCUUUGUCCAUGCUAUUGAAAUCUGCUCAAAAUGGAACUUUCUCUGCUGUAUGUUAUACUCAUGAACCAACAGCUGUGUUCAACACAGGUAUCAGCGACAAACAGCAUAUGACGGACUCUUAUACCAAAGGACUUUCCAAUUGUGGAUUGCAUCCUAACACUUUAAGUCAGCUUGCUCUUAAUUCAACACUAGGAAAAUCUGCAAUACGGCUCCUAGAAAUGAGUGAUUAUCUCUACACAUGGAAAACCUAAGCAACUGAAUGAUAAUUUAAAAUGGCUUACCAGGAGCAUUUCCACGUGCACAAUGAUCAAUGAUUUUAUUCAUUAAUAGACUGUAUAUAAUCCUUAUAUAACUGCUUUGUUAUUUUUCUUAAACUUGUAACAUCUGAAGUACACAUUUUAAAUUAAACUUUAAGAAUUUGACAUUUAUAAUUGUGUGGAUCUAAGGAAAACAAUGUCAAUAUGUAAAACAUUAGUAUGCCUGUUUCCAAGUUGCCAUGAGAAGGGGGAGGGGGGGAGGGAAGACCUGAAGGAGCAUAGGCAAAUAAAAUCAGAAGCACAUUCCAAGCUUCUCUCACAAAGAUUGUAACUUAGGCCACCGGGUAUUCUGCCAGCAAAAAUCCUUUAUUGGAGAAAGUGAUGACACCCAGCCCAUGAACUAUUUCGUUGGAGAAGCUGAAUUAUGACACACCCAGGGGGGUGGGGGGGAAGACAGGGUCAUAGGAGAUUGUAAAUUACGUGUCUCAGAUCAUGUCAGCAUGUCACUCUUAAUAAAUCUUUUGAAGUUGAGGCUUAUGAUUUAAUUAGGGUGAUCAGAAAAAUAGCUGGGUGAGGAAAAAAUGUUGCAAUACUCCCAAGGCUUUUUCCUUUA